Messenger RNA from Radiomyces spectabilis, 555 nucleotides. RefSeq lists its product as uncharacterized. The record is from RefSeq and is a predicted model, not a curated record. The coding region runs from base 1 to 555 and encodes 184 amino acids. NCBI's taxonomy places the organism in Eukaryota, Fungi, Mucoromycota, Mucoromycetes, Mucorales, Radiomycetaceae. The transcript has a single exon.
AUGACGACCGAUAAGUCAUCAUCGGUGGUGCUUCAAACCGGAUUUCCAUCCAAUGAUAACCUCACAGCACGGUCGGUGCUACCGAACCAAGCCGCCGCAGUCGCUUUCUCACCAAAACCCGAUGUGUCUGCCAUGGGCGAAAGUUGGUGGGAUCGUCUUUUCCACUACAAUCAUGUUCAUCUGGACAAUGUGCAACUGGCGGUGCGGGGUACCAAGGCCCAGCUGUCGAUUUGCUCGUCUACUCACGAUACCCUUUGGCAAAAUAUCCCAGAUUCCUUAAAUUGUGUAGCGACCACCACCGCGGUGGCUGACAUUGAAGAUGAUGAAGAGCCAUUCAACGUUCUGGAAUGGCAUCCUACAGAUGUGGUGGUGCUCAGGAAACGGCAAUUGUAUUGGCUGGUGGUGGAACCCGUUGACGGUGAAGUGCUUGAGUGGGUGUUUGCUCAGCCAGGUGUCAAUCAAUGGGGUUCAGCUUAUCAGACCAAAGAUACAUGGCAACUUGACUCGGAAGACGGCCCAGUCCCGUGCGCCAUCGUCGCUGUCGUAGCGCAUUAG